Mesorhabditis spiculigera is the source of this 390-nucleotide messenger RNA. The record is from the annotation of a GenBank genome assembly. NCBI's taxonomy places the organism in Eukaryota, Metazoa, Nematoda, Chromadorea, Rhabditida, Rhabditidae.
AUGUCGUGCCGCUUCGACUUUUCGGGCAAGAAGAUUGUCGUCACCGGCGGAAGCCAGGGAAUUGGACGCGAUAUCUGCGAGAGUCUCGCCGCGAGCGGGGCUACCGUAUACGCGAUGGCCAGAAACGGGCAGGCGCUGGAGGAGCUGCAGAAAAAGUUCCCCUCCAACAUCAUUCCACUGGUUUGCGACGUGACGGCACCAAUCGAGGAAUUGGAGGCUAUUUUGGCGCCGCACGCUCCUUACGACGGUCUGGUGAAUAAUGCGGGGGUGGCCGUGCUGGAGACGGCGAUGGAGGCACGAGCGGACAGUAUCGAUCGGGACCGGCAAGUCAGAGGAAUGGCGGAAAAAUUCCAAUUUUUCUUCGGAAUUACUGUAAAGAUAAAGGAAUGC